AAUUACGAAAAAUCCUGCUGCUAAACCUCUCUCUCCUGUUAUGUUUGUGCGGCGGAACGAGGAAGAAGAAGAAGAAAGAAGAAGAUGAACAGCCCAGCUCGCCGUUCAGCUGAAGAAGAAGAAGAAGACGAACAUGGCGAGGUUUUCAUCGACGAGUCCGAUAUCAUCGACGAAGUUAACGUCGACGAAGAAGAUCUUCCUGAUGCCGAAGACGCGGCUUCUGAUGCUGAAUUUGCUGAGGAAGAUGACGAUUCGGUUCACAUAUUCACGGGCCACAAGGGUGAACUUUACGCAGUUUCUUGCAGCCCAACCGAUGCUGCAUUAGUGGCAACGGGGGGUGGUGAUGACAAAGGUUUUCUUUGGAGGAUUGGUCAAGGAGAUUGGGCUUUUGAGCUCCAAGGUCAUAAGGAUUCAGUGUCUAGUUUGGCAUUUAGCACCGACGGACAGUUGCUUGCAUCUGGAAGCUUUGACGGAAUUAUUAAAAUCUGGGACAUAGCUUUAGGAAAUCUCAAAUGCACACUUGAAGGUCCUUCUGGGGGUAUUGAGUGGGUCAGGUGGCAUCCUAGAGGGCAUCUUGUCUUGGCUGGUUCAGAGGAUUCUACCAUUUGGAUGUGGAAUGCUGAUAGAGCUUCAUAUCUUAAUAUGUUCUCAGGUCAUGGUAGUACCGUGACUUGUGGUGAUUUUACCCCUGAUGGUAAAACUAUAUGUACUGGUUCUGAUGAUGCAACUUUGAGGAUAUGGAAUCCAAGAAGUGGUGAAAACAUUCAUGUUGUACGAGGUCAUCCAUAUCAUACCGAAGGAUUGACAUGCUUGGCAAUAACCUCUGACUCAUCUCUUGCUCUUACUGGUUCAAAGGAUAGUACUGUUCACAUUGUGAAUAUAACAACUGGGAAGGUGGUUAGUUCUCUGGUUUCUCAUUCAGAUUCAAUUGAAUGCAUUGGGCUUGCACCGAGUUCUCCUUGGGCUGCAACUGGAGGUAUGGAUCAGAAACUUAUUAUCUGGGAUUUACAGCAUUCAUUGCCCCGAAGCACAUGUGAUCAUGAGGAUGGAGUGACUUGCUUAACAUGGCUUGGGGGAUCCAGGUUCCUAGCCACAGGCUGUGUGGACGGGAAAGUGAGAUUAUGGGAUAGUCUCUCUGGUGAUUGUGUGAGGACCUUUAGUGGGCACUCUGAUGCCAUUCAAUCUCUCUCUGCUUCUGCAAAUGGAGAUUCCCUUGUUUCAGUGUCUCUUGAUGCAACAGCCCGGGUUUUUGAGAUUGGAGAGUAUCGAUAAGCAAAGAGAGUGUCUGCUUGUUGCGAAGAUUAGCACAUACUCUUUACAUGAUCAAAGUGUGGUUUUUAUUUUUUAUUUUUUCUUUCAUACCAUAUUUUUUUCGGUAGUUGUAAUUGUGUCAUUACAUUAUUAUAUAUAUGGACGAGGGGUUAUAUCA
This is a messenger RNA of Ziziphus jujuba (common jujube), 1429 nucleotides long. RefSeq lists its product as uncharacterized. Gene Ontology annotation, molecular function: protein binding. The transcript is spliced from 11 exons. Lineage: Eukaryota; Viridiplantae; Streptophyta; Magnoliopsida; Rosales; Rhamnaceae. Bases 85 to 1272 code for a protein of 395 amino acids. The record is from RefSeq and is a predicted model, not a curated record.